Molecule: messenger RNA, 459 nt
Organism: Chanos chanos (milkfish)
Lineage: Eukaryota; Metazoa; Chordata; Actinopteri; Gonorynchiformes; Chanidae
Gene: insl3
Product: insulin-like 3 (Leydig cell)
Exons: 2
Coding region: 1-459 (152 amino acids)
Biological process (GO): adenylate cyclase-inhibiting G protein-coupled receptor signaling pathway
Cellular component (GO): extracellular region
Molecular function (GO): G protein-coupled receptor binding; hormone activity
Source: RefSeq, a predicted model, not a curated record
AUGAACUCAAAAUGGCUUGUGCCUCUCACAAUUCUUCUUAUCUUUGAGAAUUAUGAGACUCACGGUCAGAACGUGAGGGUCAAGCUGUGUGGUCGAGAGUUCAUUCGAAUGAUGGUCGCGUCGUGUGGCAGUUCCAGACUGAGGCGUCACGCACCUCAGUUUGUGGAACCUCAGAUCAACCAUAACAAUGAGCUGUUGGGUUGGUUCAACAGUGUCCCCUCUGACCACCUGAGAGGCACAGAGAGAAGUGAGAACGAACCACACCUGGACCAAGUGGUAGCUUGGAUGAGCGUGACAGAGAAUUCAGCCUCUAAUCAUCACAGGCUUAAAGAUGAGAUGGAGCAUUCAACCGCCUCAGAGGGGCUCAGUGCCUCCCCUCGAUCCCGACGAGAUGUGGGACCUGCUGGGGUAUGCUGCCGAUCGGGGUGUACCAUGAGUGAACUGAUACAGUAUUGCUAA